Messenger RNA from Larimichthys crocea (large yellow croaker), 6733 nucleotides. RefSeq names its product ASXL transcriptional regulator 2 (gene asxl2). NCBI's taxonomy places the organism in Eukaryota, Metazoa, Chordata, Actinopteri, Sciaenidae. The transcript is spliced from 13 exons. Bases 232 to 3864 code for a protein of 1210 amino acids. The record is from RefSeq and is a predicted model, not a curated record. Gene Ontology annotation, molecular function: chromatin binding; DNA binding; peroxisome proliferator activated receptor binding. Gene Ontology annotation, cellular component: PR-DUB complex. Gene Ontology annotation, biological process: positive regulation of transcription by RNA polymerase II; animal organ morphogenesis.
GGAUGAGUAAAGUAUAUCUAAUCUAUUUUAUUAGGGGGGAAACUUGCAGACUUUAAACAUGACAGCUCCAUACAGUAAGAUGACGUUUCCUCUGGAGUCACAUGACUCUUUACAGUAAGUCCAACAUGGCAGACGGAGUGGAUCUUACGCGGUAACUAAAGCAACAUUUCAACUGGAGCUGACACAAUUUGAACAACACUACUGUGCAACAACAACAACAAGACACCAACAAUGAGGGAGAGGCAGAAGAAGAAGAAGGGCAGGACGUGGGCUGAGGCUGCUAAAACGGUUUUGGAGAAAUACCCCAACACGCCCAUGAGCCAUAAAGAGAUCUUGCAGGUGAUUCAAAGAGAAAGGCUUAAGGAAAUAAGAAGUGGAACCUCACCGCUGGCAUGUUUGAACGCAAUGCUGCACACGAACUCUCGUGGCGAGGAGGGGAUCUUCUACAAAGUUCCAGGCAGAAUGGGGGUCUACACAUUAAAGAAGGACAUCUCAGAUGUGGCGAAGGAGCUGUCUGAGGAAGACUCUGAGGAGAGCAGUGACAAUCUUUCAGACUCUCAGAGCACAGAAAACAACAGCAGCGGCAUCACUCAAGAGGGCAGGAGAGGAAGGUGGAUGCGAAGAGUUCCCUCCAAGCUGCAGUCACAGCCGUCCUCUCCGCAGCCUCGAUGCUCGUCUCCCUCUGUCCCCACCAGUAAACUCAUCUCUCCCUCGCAGAAACACAGCAAGAAAGCUCUAAAACAGGCCUUGAAGCAGCAGCAACAGAGAAACCAGCGCAGACAGGGGGGAAUGCCAACCACCUCCAGCCCCAGACUGCUUCUGAAAACCAUCAAAGAUAUGGCUGACAUUACUGCCAAGACUGACUUAUGCCACCCAGUCGUCCCGAGGAAGGUUUCCCAGAGGUCAGGCCGCCUUAGUGCAGGGCAACUCAAACGCACCAAGUGUAAAAUAGAUGUCGAAACACCAGACUCCAUUUUGGUUAACACCAACCUGAGGGCGAUCAUCAACAAGCACACCUUCUCUGUCCUGCCCCCAGACUGCCAACAGAGGCUGCUGAAACUUCUGCCUGAAGUUGACCGGCAGGCUUGCAUGGACGGCCUUCUGAAGGUCACUAGUUCUGCCUUAAAUAAUGAAUUCUUCACAUCGGCAGCACAGUCAUGGAAAGAGAGACUGGCUGAGGGCGAGUUCACUCCCGAGUUGCAGCUACGAAUGCGGCAAGAAAUCGAGAAGGAAAAGAAAGUCGAGCACUGGAAGGAGGCCUUCUUUGAAAACUAUUACGGUGAAAAUUCUGGGCUCAGCUUUGAGGAAUCCAAAGAGCUGACGAAGGCUGAUCUGAAUCAGGAGUCUGCCAGGCUCCAGUCUCUAUCUCAUCAGACAGGACCUGCCGUUCAAGAACCGGAGGAUCCCAAGGGCACCGAGGACAGCAGCCAGACCGAUGCCGCCGCUGCCGCCACCGCUGCGAAAAACAUGAAGCCAACACAAGAGCCUCCGAAGGCGCCGACUGCUCAGAGGGAGCUGGUCUUCACCAUAGAGCCCAUGAAGACACGGCGCUCACAGUACGCUGAGGAUCGUAAGUUGAACAUAACAGCACCGUCUGCACCGACACCUGCAGUGACGACACUCGAGGUUAACAGACAGACUGAACGGGCCGCGGUAGGUACGCUGCCCGAAAAGGAGCGUAAAGAGGAAGUGAAGGAGGAGAAAACAGAACUCCCUCAAUCACCUGUGAAGAAGAGCAGUCCACCAAAGGGUAGUUCAGAGUUAAAAGAGGAUCAGCCGGCGUCUGUGGUUAAGCCCGCUGAGGAGAGCGAAGAGGUCAUCCCUGAGCCCAGUGGCCCCUCAGAGCCACUAAAAAGGAAAUCUGUCAGUGAGGUGGAGAGCGAACUGACGCCAGAGAAAAGGCCCCGUAUGUCCUCGGUUUCCUCCGUGUCGUCGUCGGUGUCCUCCGUAUCUCCUCCAGCAUCAUCCACAUCCAGCCCUCCUACACCAACUCCAACAAAUCAGAGGGUUCCACCACUCAAGAUCCCAGUGUCUCGGAUUCUUCCUGUUCCUCUGUCACCAAGCCAAGUCUCACCCAGGACUCCCCUCCCGGCUCCGCUCAGCAGCCCAGGACGCACCGGCGCUCGCACUUUGGCUGACAUCAAAGCCAAAGCUCAGCUUGCCCGAGCGCAGCGAGCAGCGGCCGCCGCAGUAUCAUCUGCAUCGAAGGGAGCGGUGCCAGGCCCGGGACCAGGGGGAGGAAGUGUUGAGCAGAAACAGCCAUCGCCCGGUCCCGGCCCAACGUCCCCACAGGUGUCAACCAGAUUGCCAGCCUCCGACGGCAGUCAAACCAGCACACCUCCUUCUCGCCCACUGGACCCUUUUGGGCAGAUAAGCCCAAACCGGUCUCACUCGAGCAUAACUGUCGAAAAACACAAAGGUCAUUCUGCUGGUGCUGUCAGUGCAGGAUCCCAUAGUGUUCAAAAGAGUUCAAACACAUCAACGCAACCCAUUCCUUCAUCUGUGCUCGCUCUGAAGGGACAGGAAAACCCAUCACCAGCAGGAUCUUCAACCCGGAUCAGCUCCUGCAUCCCUGCAAACAACCCGCUCGUCACUCAGCUUCUGCAGGGCAAAGAGGUCCCGUUGGAUCAGAUCCUCCCGAAGCCGCUAUCCAAGGUGGAAGUGAAGAUGGCAAACGUACCCUCUGGUAUUAAGGGUAAGACAUCACACUCUGCUGAGCACAGGCCUGAUAAGCAGAUGUCCCACCAGCUCAGUGCAGCAGGACGAGCAGCGGGAGUUUUCUCAGAAUACACGAGACAUCAUAGGGAACUUCCUGAUAAGGAGACUCAGGAGCAGAUCCUACAGACUCUAAUGCAGAGAAAGGUUCAGCAGAGCCAGCCUUUUGGCAGUAUGGCUCCUCAGCACACGCAAAGUCAGUACAAAGUCCAUCAGCUGGUGCAUGCCGAAGAGCGUCACAACCAAUCCAGGACCUCGGUAGGAUUUCUCAGUCGUAAGAGGAUGCCCAGGCCCGCCAUGACAGGACACUACCUGCUCAAUGUGUCCACAUACGGCCGAGGAUCAGAGAGCAAAAAGCUGCACCAGUCCGCCAUCCCAAACACGUCUGUGUCCAGUUUAAAAAGGGAGAGCACAGAAGGAGAGGAGGCGGCGGCCGUGGAAGAAGAACCAGCCAGAAAAGUCUUCUCUCCUGUGUCUGGGGUUAAAACCGAGCAGCAGGGACACUCGAUAACAAAGUCAGGCGACGGCGUGAGCGUCGAUGUAAAGACUGAGCCUGGAUCAGAGGAUAGUGCAGCGGGUGCCGACAACAACAACACCAGCGCGACAGCCAAAGACACCAGCCCUUUUUUUCAGUCACACCGAAGGCACCUCGAACUCUCUAAUAGUAAUCAAGGAAACUCCGAGCCAUAUCGUACCCAAGUGGACCCCAGUCACCAGCGGCCGCCUGCCUUUCAGACCCAGAGAACGCUCGAUAAUCAGGAACCUGUGGCAGCAUCAUGCUACGGCGGCACUAUCAGCAUGUCUGUACCUCACACUUUGAACCACAGCACUGCAGUGACAGGCUCUUCCACGGCCUCAACUGAGGCCGACAGCAGCAGCGGCGGCGGUGGCGGUGGUCACCACGCCAGCGUCAUGUCUUUCUCAGUGACUGUCACUACCAUACCUGCCGGUCACUCGUUAGACCACGGCAACCAGGGCGAGCCCUCACCCGAACAGUCGUACAUCGAGGGCUCCAACAUGGAGGACGUCCAGUCUAAAUGCUACUGCCGACUGAAGGCCAUGAUCAUGUGCAAAGGAUGUGGCGCCUUCUGCCACGACGACUGCAUCGGCCCCUCGAAACUGUGCGUGUCGUGCUUAGUCGUACGAUGAUAUAUAUGAAAAUGAAUAAUAAUAUCUGGGGGAGUUUGAUUUGUGUUGAAGCGAGGCACAAAGCAGAAGCAGGUCAUCCAGAAUCAAUACAGAGCCGGCGGAGCUCGGGCGGAGCGAAUUAGCUCCGGGCAACAAAAACAAACAAAAACAAAACAACAACCAGCAUGCGGUCGCUGUCGGAAAAGCAAAGAUUUACACUGGAUGGUCUUUUAGUUUCACCAACAUCUAUGAAUCUGUUUUGUUUUUGGUAGAGAUGUCAAUCAGUUUUCAAUCAAAUCAUUAGUCUGUCAGAUGUGUGACGGAGAGAAAAUCUGGCAAUGUUUGCACUCGGCUAGGUUUAGUGUGUGAUGUGUGUGUGUGUGUGUGUGUGUGUGUGUGUGUGUGUGUGUAGUUUUUAAAAAGAAAAAAAAGGAGGGAAAAAUGAAUGUUGCUAUUUUUGUAGAACAUGAGACUGUUUUUGUGUUUUAGACUGACACUUUUUAUUAUUAUUAUUAUUAUUCUUAUUAUUAUUAUUAUUGGGCCUAAUCAAUUAUGGUUAAAGGCAAAAAAAAGAAGAAGAGAAAAUCGUUUAAAAAAAGGGCGCUAAUGAUAAUCAUUGGUUGUAGAGUACCUCCUAUUUGGCAUUUAUGCACGCAUGGCAGGGAAGUGCAACUUACAGUAACUAUUUUAUAUAAAAAAAACUGUACAUUUAUUACUGAACACACUCAGAUUUAAGAACUAGAAAGAGCAUGUAUAGUUUUAGAAAGAGAAUAUAAAGAUACAUUUUGAAUUCGUGAGGAUUGCACAUCACGGCAUCUGUUGUUUUUUGGUUUUUGACUAACAGUUACAGGGCGAUGCACUUGAAAACCACCUGGACUUAUGGUAAUAACCGUGUACAGCACUUACAUUCAAGCGUAGAGGAAAAAAAGAAUCAUUUAUAUAUGAAAAUGCCUAUAUGUUUUUGUUUUUUUGGACAAAUUGAGAUCUUUUCCACUCCGGGUCAAGGUCCAGAGUCACUUCCUACUGUGUGAACCUGCAUUUUCUCCUCGAAAAAAAGCCAGUUUGUAGAUAGAUGUGGUGAGUUUUUCUCACGCUCGUAUGUCUGUAUAAAUAGAUCAGCAGUGGCAAACAGUAAAAAACAAAAGAAAAGAAAAAACACUCAAGGCAAAGGAGGAGAAAAUGAAGAUUUUGUUUUUUUUUCACUGUAAAUAUCUGCUCAUUUACGGUAUAUGCAUAGAUGUAGAAAUGUAUUUUAUUUUAUCCGUGCAGCACACCUUGCUCGAGCAUAUCCAGCUGUUUUAUUAUUACACAAUCAUUUUUACUGUGGAAAGAAAGAAAGAAAGAGAAGAACAGUAAGUUAUGCUAAAACGCUAAAUGCUUUAUCUUAGACUGAUUCAGCAUAGUACGCUUCAGUUUUACAAAAAAAAAAAAAAGAUUUGGAGGUACAAUACGGCAGCGACUAACAGGCGGGUUCAACGCUUCACUUCAAAAUUGCCUUGAGGAUCGAGAGAGUUAUCCUCCAUUCAUAUGUGGUAUGAAUGAUUGUAAGCACAAAAUAAUACUGGAUCGCGUUUAUGUAAUGUACGAUAAUGUACGCGUGUGACGAACCAGCACAUUUUGUGGUGUGAACACUGUUGUAGCUGCAUUAUUAUGACGAUGUUAACACAGUAUAAACGCUUACUUUACCACAUAUUACCAUGCAAAAAACAGAAAAACUGAAAAGAAAAAAGGCCAGUGUGAAGAGUUACCUCGGCGGGUUUUUCGCGUGCAAAUUUAAGACGCAUCGACUAUAUUUUGAAAUCUCCUGGAGGUGCAGCGUAGGCCUGUUUUAUAGCAAUUAUUUCCAAGGUAAUAUGCCAAAGUCACCUUAAAGAAAAACAAAAUAAUCAGAACUUGUUUUUAAUGUUUGACUAGUUAAUCAAAGUAAUAUAUUUUAAUUAAUAUAUUUUAAUAUAAAAAAAAAAACUCUAUUUGCUAAUUGUUUUUUGAAAAUCAACAGGGUAUUUACUAUAAUAAUAUAUUUGGCUGUCCGUUUUCCUAUGAUUUUUGUUUAGACUGGACAGACCACCAUACAGAAAAUAACUUGACUUUUUAUAAUUCAAAAUUGCCCAGGUAUCAAUAAUUCUGUAUGGCCCAGGUUUUUUUUAAACGGAUCCGUUGGUCUAUAUUUUUCCAUAGAGAUGUUGUCUAAUGUGUCGUUUUAGCUGUCUACACUCGUGUCAUUACCUGAUGAAACAAAGUUUUUAAAGCAACAUUUUUUUUUUAGAUGAGUGGAUUAAUCACGGUCCAUUUUUAAACGUGUUUGUAGACGGGGGGGUUUAUGUCUUGUGGGGAAACUGGUUUCCACAAAUUUAAUAAUUUCACUAAAAACUCAUGUACCAGGAUGUAAUUCUGCACAAAUUUAAUUUACCCCCCCCUCCACCAUGAAUAUUUAGGUCUUAUUUGGUUGAAUGUGAUGUUAGGAUGCUGUAUUUACACGUGUAGAGUCGGGGGGACUGGACUGCACUGCAGAAACAAUGAACAGAAAUCAUUCAAUCAACCCAAAAGGCAGCUGAAAUCUUUGUUAAUAAGGACUGAAACCCGAGUCAGGCAGCAGUCCCCCUCUGUCACUGAAGUUACCUGUUGUGUGUGUGUGUGUGUGUGUGUGUGCUCUCAGAGGAGCAGCUCAUGUAGAGAUGACUGUUCAGUGUGUCAUGAGCAAACCCCACGUUUUUUUUUUUUGUUUGUUUUUUUUAAACGUCACGUUUAUCACUAGGUGAAUUUGUUUAAUACGUCUGUGUCAUUCUGUCUCCAUUUAAAACUCCGGGUGAAUGUAAUAUAGUAAUCAGCACUUGUAAACAAAAGUGUAUUUUAUCAAAAGUUAUAGACUAUUAUGAAUAAAUAAUGAAAA